Sodiomyces alkalinus F11 is the source of this 743-nucleotide messenger RNA. RefSeq lists its product as hypothetical. The transcript has a single exon. The record is from RefSeq and is a predicted model, not a curated record. Gene Ontology annotation, cellular component: nucleus; cytoplasm. The coding region runs from base 1 to 702 and encodes 233 amino acids. NCBI's taxonomy places the organism in Eukaryota, Fungi, Ascomycota, Sordariomycetes, Glomerellales, Plectosphaerellaceae.
AUGGCUCUCUUCCGCGACGGUCCGUAUUAUUCCCACACGAAAGGCUAUGACCCCGAGAACAUGCGAGGGGCGAUAGACCACCUGGAAGAAAUCAUCGACGAAGCCGGCCCCUUUGACGGCGUUCUGGGAUUUAGCCAAGGCGCAGCCCUCGCACUAUCAUAUCUCCACCUCUGCGAGAGCCGGAACGAACCGUCGCCUUUCAAAUUUGCCCUCUGCUUCUCCUCCGUCAUGCCGUGCUCCGCCGACCCGGACUACGGAAACUGUCUCCUGCAGCGCAUCUGCCCCCUCGACGAUGCCCUCGACGGCUCCGACGGAGACGGGGAAGGAACCCUGGGAAGCACGCAGAGAACCCUUUUCUGCGAUUUGCUGCACCGCACUGUAUUUCCUGCGCAGAAGAGUGGCUCGCUUUUGCCCAACUAUGACGUGGCCGUUUACCAACAGGGAGGGUACCUGUCGGUGGCGCCGAGGUUGAUGCUCCCGUCGGCUACAGAGACGAAGAUACGCAUCCCGACUGUUCACGUCUCUGGAAAGAAGGACGCCGAGUUUAUGAGGAACAUGGCCGAGACGGCGAGGGGUUUGUGUGAUGAGAAGUACACGAAGACGCUGGAGCACGUUGGUGGGCAUCAGCCGCCGCAGAAGGAGGCCGAUGUGAAGGCCGCCGUUCGGGCGAUGGAGUGGGCCAUCAGUCGCGCGAGACUGUAAAGGAAGGCAAUGAUGCCGUUAUCGAUAGAAGAGUAGAAGAG